Alnus glutinosa is the source of this 1030-nucleotide messenger RNA. RefSeq lists its product as uncharacterized. Gene Ontology annotation, cellular component: SCF ubiquitin ligase complex. NCBI's taxonomy places the organism in Eukaryota, Viridiplantae, Streptophyta, Magnoliopsida, Fagales, Betulaceae. The coding region runs from base 86 to 844 and encodes 252 amino acids. The transcript is spliced from 4 exons. The record is from RefSeq and is a predicted model, not a curated record. Gene Ontology annotation, molecular function: protein binding. Gene Ontology annotation, biological process: protein polyubiquitination; SCF-dependent proteasomal ubiquitin-dependent protein catabolic process.
UCUUAGCUCUUAUAAAGAAGAAAAAUUAGACGACCGUACAUUCCUGCUCGUUCUCAAAUUUUCCAAUUACCACCUGAGAGAAACCAUGAAGCAAUUGGAGGGUACCCAGAGCUCGCUCCCGGACGAUAUUGCCCUUAAAAUUGCUUCAUUACUCGAGGUAACGGAUCUCUGUGCCUUGGGUAGUUGCUCUCGGUUCUGGAGGUCGUUGUGCGGUUCUGAGUGCAUAUGGGAGUCUCUGGUAAAGGAAAGAUGGACUUCUCUGACUCUGUUCGACGAGUCUUCUUCGUCCACUGCCACCAAAGCUCCAAUCUCCAAGGGAUGGAGGGGGUUUUACAUAAAGAGGCACAAAGAGAUGGCAGUAAGGGUUCCUGCAGUAACCAAGUUUGUGGAAAAAUGCUUUCCGACUAAAUCACUUGAGGUCGGAGACUAUCUGAAAGCAAUUGAAGAAUUGUCUACCAUGCAGGUUGGGUUCAAGGAUGUCCAAAUGUUCCUUUUCAAACCGAAGCAUAAUGUGCUGCUUAACUUGGUUGGCUUGCAUUACUGCUUAAGUUGGCUUGAAGUGCCGGGCGGCAAUAUCAUUGAAGCACUUCGAAGUAGCAAGAUUUCAGAGCGCCGAGUGUGCGUCAAAUGGUGGAAGCUUGGCCGAUGGUUUUAUGGCUUUCGCAUGGGGGACGAGUCUCAUUCUCGUUGGGUCUCUCUGGCAGAUCUUGCAUUGGCCAAAGAACGGGAAGUUUUUGCAGUGCUUCAGCGAGGAGCCAUUCAUGAGGUUCUUCGUGUUCAGAUCUCUGUAGCUGAUCCCACAAGCACUCCUUGGUCAUGCCAAAGCGCACAAACACAGGAUUAGGCAAAUGCCCAAAAUGAUUUAUUGUAUAUAACAUUUGUUUCCUGUUAUCCUUGUGAUAAUGAUAUUUCCGUAAUUUGUUGUAUAUGUAUAUUUAUUGUGUACAUUUAUCAUAGCCAUAAAUCUGUAUACUAUGUACCCUAUGUAUAAUUUGUUCUCUGGGUAUAUCUGAUAUGUAUUACUUGUACA